AUGCUGGACAAGCUUUCCACCGAGCUCAUUCACCGCAUUGCAUACCAUCCUACCUCGCCGCUACCUCUGCCUGACGUCCUCGCUCUCGCCUCGUCGUGCAAGCGGCUCAACGCGGCCAUCCGCUUUCCCUCCGAGUACGGCCGAAGGGAGGUCGUCCGUGUUCUGCUUGCAGAUCCGCGUGUUGACAUCGGUGCCGACAACAAUUACGCCAUCCGCAUGGCUGCGCGGAACAACCACACCGAGGUCAUGAGCCUCCUUCGUGAUGCAGCCGUUUCGACAACCUUUUCGUGUAGGCCCGCCUCCGAUUUGGGACAGACAACAUAG
Molecule: messenger RNA, 324 nt
Organism: Thecamonas trahens ATCC 50062
Lineage: Eukaryota; Apusomonadida; Apusomonadidae
Exons: 2
Coding region: 1-324 (107 amino acids)
Source: RefSeq, a predicted model, not a curated record